Acipenser ruthenus (sterlet) is the source of this 1718-nucleotide messenger RNA. RefSeq names its product mediator of RNA polymerase II transcription subunit 6. The coding region runs from base 517 to 1266 and encodes 249 amino acids. Lineage: Eukaryota; Metazoa; Chordata; Actinopteri; Acipenseriformes; Acipenseridae. The transcript has 8 exons. Gene Ontology annotation, molecular function: transcription coactivator activity. The record is from RefSeq and is a predicted model, not a curated record. Gene Ontology annotation, cellular component: mediator complex; core mediator complex. Gene Ontology annotation, biological process: regulation of transcription by RNA polymerase II.
UAUUAAACCGACCCCUUGCACAGCACCGCUACCUCGUCUUCGCUGUUUUCCUUUCUAUAAAUAAACGAGCAGGGUCUUGCAGUGUGCUGUGCUGUAGUGUUCACAGAGAUACGUACUUGUUUCAUUGAAAACGUUGUUAAUAAUGUAAUGUAUGGCUCUGAGUUUGCUUGGCUGCAUACCCGCAAAUAAAUAAACUCAUGAAGUUAAAAUAUGUGCCUAAUGUAAUAUACAGGGCAAUUCAGAAGCUGCUGAACACACCAGAGGGAGGGAUUUUAUCAGUGAAUGAGCGUUAGGUGCUGUUGAAAUGUAACUACAUUCCAGAGACUUUUUGUAUUCACCCAUAUGUUGUAGGUUGUGCUUAAGCACAGGGGAGCAGAACAUACAUUGUUUUUAUGUCCUGUUAACCUUUUAUGAUAUUUGCAAGCAAAACAAACUGACACUUGAUUCAGAUUAGCUAAUGACUAGAAGGCAAUUACUCCUUAGUGUUUUUAACAUGUCUCUUUACUGUUUAAAUAAAUGAAUCUGAAUCAACCCAGAAAUAAUGCAAAAGAUAACCUGCUGGGAAUCUCGUGGGUGGACAGCGGCUGGAUUCCCAUUCUCAACCCCGGGAAUGUUCUGGAUUAUUUCUCUGAGAGGAGUAACCCCUUCUAUGACAGGACCUGCAACAACGAAGUGGUCAAAAUGCAGAGGCUCACCCUGGAACAUUUAAACCAGAUGGUUGGAGUCGAAUACAUUCUGCUUCAUGCACAGGAGCCCAUUCUCUACAUCAUCCGAAAACAACAAAGACAGUCUCCAAAUCAAGUCAUCCCUUUGUCUGAUUACUACAUCAUAGCUGGUGUGGUGUACCAGGCUCCAGACCUGGGGUCUGUCAUCGGCUCUAGAGUGCUGUCUGCUGUGCAUGGGGUCCAGUCUGCAUUCGACGAGGCCAUGUCCUACUGCAGGUACCACCCCUCCAAAGGGUACUGGUGGCAGUUCAACGACCAGGAGGAGCGAGAAAAAUCCAAGCCCAAAACCAAGAAGAAGGAAGAGCCGAGCUCGCUGUUCCAGAGACAGAGGGUGGACAUGCUGCUCCUGGACCUGCGGCAGAAAUUCCCUCCUGCGUUUUACCAGCCAAAGUCUGGAGAAAAGCCUAUACCAGUGGAGAUAAAGAAGGAGCCUGAGGCGCCAGCAGAGACAGUGAAGCAGGAAGAGAGAGACUCUGCCAAGAAUCCCCAGCAAGCUCCCGCCACCAAAGCACCUCCAGAGAAACGAGCGAGGCUCCAGUGAUGGCACAGACACACACACACACCCCGAACACAGAGGGACAGGCUGCGGAGUGACGUUUUCUUUUCACCUGCUGUGAGUGUCUUGGCUUUGCGAUUUGGGAGUGAGACCCACCCUCUCCAGGCACGUGUUAGGUUCUGAUGGUGAAGACGAGGGGCUUCCUUGCUGCUCCUGAGCUGCUUAGUGCCAAAUGGACAGGGUUUGAUGUUCUUGACUCAAACUAGACCAUGGCAGAUGGGCUCAUGUUCAUGCGUUAGGUCAUCUGUCAGCAAACAGGCAAGCAAGCAUCACGACCUGCGGAUACUGUUCAUAGCAUUCAGCCACAUUUAGAGUCUUUAGGAUUUCUUGUGGUUUUUGUACUGAUCAAUGUCAUUUUCUAUACUGUACUUGCAAUGUAUUGCAGUUUUGUUUUUCGUAAGAAAGAAAUUGAAUUGCCAAUAAAUCUUUUUAUUCUG